Messenger RNA from Ogataea angusta, 312 nucleotides. RefSeq lists its product as uncharacterized. Bases 1 to 312 code for a protein of 103 amino acids. Lineage: Eukaryota; Fungi; Ascomycota; Pichiomycetes; Pichiales; Pichiaceae. Gene Ontology annotation, molecular function: DNA binding; protein heterodimerization activity; structural constituent of chromatin. The transcript has a single exon. Gene Ontology annotation, biological process: nucleosome assembly. Gene Ontology annotation, cellular component: nucleosome. The record is from RefSeq and is a predicted model, not a curated record.
AUGUCCGGUAGAGGAAAAGGUGGAAAAGGUCUAGGAAAGGGAGGUGCUAAGAGACACAGAAAGAUCCUUAGAGAUAACAUCCAAGGUAUCACUAAACCAGCCAUCAGAAGACUUGCCAGAAGAGGUGGUGUCAAGAGAAUUUCUGCUUUGAUUUACGAAGAAGUCAGAGCUGUCCUCAAGUCCUUUUUGGAGAACGUUAUCAGAGAUGCUGUUACCUACACCGAGCACGCUAAGAGAAAGACCGUUACUUCCUUGGACGUUGUCUACGCUUUAAAAAGACAAGGAAGAACUUUGUACGGUUUCGGUGGUUAA